UGCUAAACAAGGCCGAUCCGGUUUUAAAAGCACUGCUUUAACUAAGAUGCAGACUGCUCUAUCAAGCCGGCCAGCGGCCUUCUCAGGCUCCAGGCUUCGGACGGAUGUCGGCCAGCAACGAGUUGCUCCGAUCUCACGGGUAGCGGUACCGAUGGUGCAUGCCGUCGCAGCUGGCGCCACGGACACCGAGCGCGUCGACGGGCGUGCCCUUCGCCGGUCUCUGAACCAGACGGGGCGCUACGUGCGUCAGCCUACGAACAACCCUGUUAGCCAGCAGCUCAUGGACGAGCAUGGCGUUGGCUACUCCACCAGCGGCCUAGUUGCUCAGAUGCGCUCCCAGGGCAACCGCUGGAAGCAGGGCGAGGUGUCCGUCAAGCUGGCGAACGCGUAUGGCUACUGCUGGGGCGUGGAGCGGGCUGUGCGCAUGGCGUAUGAGGCGCGCCAGGCGCACCCGGAUAAGAAGGUGUAUGUCACCAAUGAGAUUAUCCACAACCCUGAGGUCAACAAGCGCCUGCGGGAGAUGAACAUCGAGAUCAUCGAGGACCACGGCAAGGGCAAGGACUACAGCCAGAUCGCGGGCGGCGACGUGGUCAUCUUCCCCGCCUUUGGUGCCACCGUGCAGGAGCUCAACGACUUCAAGGCGCGCGGCGUGCAGAUGGUGGAUACCACCUGCCCCUGGGUGGCCAAGGUCUGGAACUCGGUCGACACGCACUCGCGCAAGCAGUACACCUCCGUCAUCCACGGCAAGUACUCGCAUGAGGAAACCGUGGCCACUGCGUCGUUCGCGGGUAACUACGUCAUCAUCAAGGACCCCAAGGAGGCGCAGUACGUGUGCGACUACAUCCUAAACGGCGGCAACCGUGAGGAGUUUCUGGCCAAGUUUGCCAAGGCGGUGUCCCAGGGCUUUGACCCGGACACCAUGCUACAGCGUGUGGGCCUGGCCAACCAGACGACCAUGCUCAAGGGCGAGACCAUGCAGAUCGGCAAGAUGCUGGAAGCCACCAUGAUGCAAAAGUACGGCGCGGAGAAGCUGAACGAGCACUUCCUGCUCAUGGAGACCAUCUGCGACGCGACGCAGGAGCGCCAGGACGCCUUGUACGCCAUGGUUGCGGAUCCCGAGAUUGACUUCAUGGUCGUGGUGGGCGGCUUCAACUCCUCCAACACGAGCCACCUGCAGGAGAUUGCGGAGCACAAGGGCCUGCCGUCGUUCUGGGUGGACAGCGCCGAGCGCAUUGACGUCGGCAGCAACACCAUCCUUCACAAGCUGGCUCAUGGGGAGCUGCGGGAAACCGCCAACUGGCUGACGCCGGGCAAGCCCAUCACCAUCGGCAUUACCUCGGGCGCUUCCACGCCGGAUCGCACGGUGGAGGAGGUGCUGCACAAGGUGUUCCAGAUCUACGAUCCCGCGUUCGGGGGCGUGGCGCCCAAGGAGUGUGGCCGCCUUGCAGUGCCGGAGGAGCAUUAGAGGGAGCGCUGUGUGUGUGGGG
This is a messenger RNA of Astrephomene gubernaculifera, 1487 nucleotides long. NCBI's taxonomy places the organism in Eukaryota, Viridiplantae, Chlorophyta, Chlorophyceae, Chlamydomonadales, Astrephomenaceae. The record is from the annotation of a GenBank genome assembly.